AUGACCCACAAACUCAUAGUACUUCGCCAUGGCGAGUCGCAAUGGAACAGAGACCACAAGUUUUGUGGAUGGAUGGACAUUCCGCUAUCUGAAAAAGGCGAAAGAGAGGCUGCACACGCCGGAGAUCUUCUAGAUCAGCACAAUAUCAAGCCUGACGUAAUGUACACAUCGCUUCUUCAACGAUCUGUGAAAACGGGACAAAUCAUGCUUGAGAAAACGUCCCGAAUGUGGGUUUCGCAUCAUAAAACAUGGAGACUCAACGAAAGACACUAUGGAGCAUUCCAAGGGUGUAACAAAAACGAGGUGUUUGAGAAGUACGGCAAAGAAAACUAUCAGUACUACCGGAGAGACUUUUCCGCCAUUCCUCCGUUGGCAGAAAAUGAUCCAUCUAUAGAUGAGAGAUACUUAAGAAGCGUUGAAAAUGGAGGAAUCGAGCCGGGCCACAUUCCACGCGGUGAGUCCUUGAAGCUUACUAUGGAGCGGAUGAUUCCUUAUGUCAUGAAGGAGGUUGUGCAGCGUGAAAUGUUGGAGAAGAACCGGGUGGUGCUACUAGUGACACACGGCUCGAUAGUGCGUAGUCUCAUCAAGCAUUUUGGAGGGGUGAGUGAUGCCGACAUUAGUAAAAUCAAUGCGCCAACGGGUGUUCCUUUGGUAUUCGAGUUCGAUGAUUCUGGAACUCCAAUCGGGGACUACUACUACUUGGAUGAGGAGUUGGCCAAGAAAGGGAUGGAUAAGGUAGCCAUGGAGGGCCACUCGAAAAUGUGA
Molecule: messenger RNA, 765 nt
Organism: Australozyma saopauloensis
Lineage: Eukaryota; Fungi; Ascomycota; Pichiomycetes; Serinales; Metschnikowiaceae
Gene: GPM2
Product: Gpm2p
Exons: 1
Coding region: 1-765 (254 amino acids)
Biological process (GO): glycolytic process
Molecular function (GO): intramolecular phosphotransferase activity
Source: RefSeq, a predicted model, not a curated record